Suillus clintonianus is the source of this 657-nucleotide messenger RNA. Its product is annotated as integral membrane protein S linking to the trans Golgi network-domain-containing protein. The record is from RefSeq and is a predicted model, not a curated record. Gene Ontology annotation, cellular component: trans-Golgi network; Golgi membrane. Bases 1 to 657 code for a protein of 218 amino acids. The transcript is spliced from 4 exons. Gene Ontology annotation, biological process: protein localization to Golgi apparatus; Golgi to endosome transport; Golgi to plasma membrane protein transport. Lineage: Eukaryota; Fungi; Basidiomycota; Agaricomycetes; Boletales; Suillaceae.
AUGGCGGCGUCGUCUCGGGCAUCGAACGCCAGCUGGGACCCAAUCCUCCUCAUAUCUCAGAUUGUUUCAUUGCAAACUCUCCAUUAUUUGACUCUCUCCGUCCUCAUACCCCCAUUAUUGUCCAUAUUCGCGGAGACCGGCGCACUCGUCUUCGAAGGAGGGGCAACAAACGUCGGGAUGAUCAUAGAUUGGCGAGAAAUGGCUGGCCGUCCAACGGUACGAGGAAUGCAGGGCGAAGAUAGGUGGAACACUUACUAUGGCGCCUGGAGCGGUGGUAAACAACUCGGUUCCGGGUGGGAGGAAGGCAGGUGGGACGGAUGGACUGACCCUAUGCGAGGUUGGGUAAUAGCGUUCUCAUGGAUGAUCGCAUCCUUUGCAGACAUAUACUACUUAUGUGUUCUCGUUCGACGACCGCGCCUAAUUUUGGAUUUCGCGCUAACUCUCGCCUUCAGCCACCUCGUACUCACGACUUAUUACUCGGCUUCGAUACCCACCUCUCUGUUCUUCUGGCUCGUCAUCUUCGCAUGGUCAGCAACAACAGUAAUAAUUGCGGAGCAACUCUGUGUGAAGAGAGAGAUGGCCGAAGGACUAAUUAUUUCUCCUCCGAGGGACGAAGUUGAUGACGUGGAGAUGGGAGAAUUACUUCGUAGAGAUUGA